UCUUGCCGAUUAAUAAAAAUGGCAACUGUCUGAAAUCAGUGUGAUGCGAAUUUCUGUCCAAAGUUUAAACAAGAAAGACUGCAUGAUAAUGUUUAUUUAGUUCUUCCAACUCAACAUAACAAGAGGAACAUAUACGAAAUCUCAUCAUUUGAGUAGUAGAGAGCCAUGGCUCAGGGUCGGCCAAUCAAAUGUGUAGUUGUUGGGGAUGGUACAGUGGGCAAGACGUGUAUGCUGAUCUCAUAUACCACAGACAGCUUCCCAGGGGAAUAUGUCCCUACAGUAUUUGAUAAUUACACAGCCAAUAUGAUGGUGGACGGGGUUCCUGUUAGCCUUGGAUUAUGGGAUACUGCUGGGCAGGAGGAUUACGACAGAUUACGUCCAUUAUCUUAUCCACAAACAGAUGUCUUCUUAAUAUGUUUUAGUGUAGUCAGUCCUUCAUCAUAUGAAAAUGUCACCACAAAAUGGAACCCAGAGGUGAAACAUCACUGUCCGGAAGCGCCCAUACUUUUAGUGGGUACUAAAAUAGAUCUUCGAGAAAAUAAAGAGGCUAUAGGACAACUAGCUUCCCAAGGUCUGUCGCCUGUGAAACGUGAGCAAGGAAUCAAGUUGGCCAAUAAAAUCCGAGCGGUCAAGUACAUGGAGUGUUCAGCCCUUACCCAAAGAGGUCUUAAACAGGUUUUCGAUGAGGCCUGUCGAGCCGUUUUGCAGCCUCAACCAAUUAGAACAAAAAAUCACAAAUGCCAGCUUCUAUGAUGGCCGUGGCUGUCACCAGUUCAUUGUUGUAGGAAUCUUACGCCAUCUUUGAACCAUCAUCUACCUGUGGUCACCCCGUGUGUGUAUGGUGUUGUAUAGCCUCUUUCUCGAUAGCCUGGUCUUCAUCAUGUUUUUUAAGUGAAGACCCUUUGUAGUAAUGUCAUUGAAGGGUAUGAUGCUAUUUAUCAUAACUAGAUAUAGGUUUUGUUUAAAUCUGGAGUAUUUUUUUCUUUUAAACUUAUGUGAUAUUUGGGUUUUAUUUUUUACUUACCUUAUCCAAACCAACAUGGUGAUGAUAAAUUUAUCAUAGAAACCGUUACAUGUAUAAACCAAGUAUUUCAUUUAGUGCUCACUGAGCAGAUAAUUAAGAUAAAUGAAAUAUAAAAUCAGUCUAAUUAGUGUGACCGAUUUAAAUGUUGAAUAUCAAAUGUUUGCUGCCAUAAGUCACAUUUUAUGACAGCAAUUUUCAAAACCCUUCAUUUUAUGUUUAGUUUUGAAAUGGACUGUUUGUGUACAAAUACAAUGUAUGUUGUACUUCGUUUAAUUUAAAGGAGAAAAUAAUGGUUCUGGUGUGUCUUCAUAUAUAUGAACCACCAUUAAUUUUGAUUCAUAUUGAUGAACUUCAACCUCAUUUAGUUUUUCUUUUAUAAAAAUCCAUUUAUUGUACAUUUUUCUGUGAAUGUUCGUUUUGGACAUGUAUUUUGUUUGAGUUGUCUACCUUAGAUGAUAUCCAUACUGAACACCUUAUGAUGCAUUUAAAUAUUAAACAUUUAUAUCAUUAUUUAAAGCAGAAUUCUAAAAUUAUUUUUAGAGAGUUUUUUUUUUUUUUGGUCGACCAGAACUACAAAAUAAUUUUUAUUUAAGCAUUCUCUCUAGGAUAGACAAUCAUAUUGGUUUCAUUUUGUUAUGCAGGAGGUGUAGGAGUUCAUAUUAGCAAUAGCAAGCUUUCUUACUGUCCAUUCUGUAUGUAUAAGGGGGAAAAUUCUGCCACAGCUAGUAGUUUUAAGAAUGCUUUAAAUAAAUGUAUGGUCUCCAAGUCUUUAUGAUCUACAUGUAGGUAUUUUGGCAAGGAAUGGUAAUAAAAAUAAAACCAUAUUUCAGUUCCGAUAAAAACUGAAAGCCACAUUGUGUGCCUUGGAUAGUAUAAUAAGCUACUCUGAGAUAUUUACAUGUAUCAGACCAUGCUCCCCUCCCCCCCUACACCUUGAUGAAAAUAAACUUUAAAGGAUUUUUUAAAUCAUACAGGAUACAUAGAAAGACAUGAUUUUAUCCAGAAGUGUGUGUGUUACAUGCUUGAAUUACCAGGGCUGCGUUUUAUAAAAGAACUUACAACCUAGGACCAAGUUCUUGAAUGCUAUUAAUUACAAAUUAAUCAAUGUUUUAUUCUAUUGGUUGUAAAAUAUAGUAAUUGAAAAUCAAAAUAGUUGUAAAUAAAUGGUUUUUAUAUAAAAUAAAAUUCUUUUCCUCAAAAGACUACUCCUUAAGACUGAAAAUAUUUACCUUGUGGUACAGCUUUGAGUUCUUUUGUUAAACGUGGUCCAAGUUUUUGCCAUCUCGAUUCGUACUUAAUUUUUUUUUAACUUUAUAACUGUAUAUGUACAUGAUAUAAUAAUGUAAAUUUUUUUAAGCAUCAUCUGCAGAGUUUCUUUUUUAUGUAUAUGGUAAUAACAGAAUUUUUUCAGUAUUGUUGAAUUUUUCCAAUGGGUGGUAUAUUUGUAUUUGCAAUGGUUGUGAUCCACCCCUGUCAAUUUCAUAUUGUGUAUGACUUCUCACUUACUUUGAACCCCUGUUGCCAUGGAUUUUACAAAUCUCAAAUCUUGGGAGAAAAAGGAAGUAUUUUUUAAUGAAAAAGUUGUUCUCAGAUAUCUAAAUACUAGUUUAUGUUGUAAAAUAAUUAUUAACUUUUAAGUAGAUAAAUAGAUAAUAUGUUGUAAUAAUAUUAAGAACAUUUUACGACAAAACAUGUACUGUGUACUUAUUUGUAAUUAAGACUGCUGGUCUAAUAUACAGGCUAUUAUAGCAGUCAAGUUAUGAUUAGAUUGUUUAUGCAAAUCUUUAGAACGAGCACUGCUAUAAAAAUCAUAAUCUAGAAAACCCAAAUUAUAUGUGUAAAAUUUAUAGAUAUAUAAAGAUCAAUUUGUAUCUUGGGGCACUCGAAAUUACGACUUGAUGUCAGAACUUGAAAAGAAUUGCAUUUGCCAAGUUUAAAAAGCAAACAAGAUCCUGAAAUAUUAAUGACCAUCUUUCCUGAAGAAAGUAAUGGAACACUGUAGUGUCUGUUCCAAAUGGUAGUAAUUUCUAGUCAUUUAUUCACGUGUAGCUUUUUUUUUUCUUUUCCCAUCAAUGCAGUUAUAAUCAUGAAUUUAUUAAUAAAGGAGAGAAAAAUAGAACGUUUAAUUUGAACAUGUUUUUGGUGCAGUAACUGUGUGUAUUAAUUCUGGUGGUUUUAAGUAUUAUCAUCAUUGCCAUUAUUACACUUGUAUAACAAUUAUGCAUGGAACUUUUUGACAACCAUAACAGCUGUGAACUACUUGUUGUAUGGUUGGUAUGUAUGUAUAGCAGCUUUGGAGUUGUAUGUUAAUGCUGAAAUAAAGAAAUAGCUUCG
This is a messenger RNA of Magallana angulata, 3358 nucleotides long. Its product is annotated as ras-related C3 botulinum toxin substrate 2-like. Bases 166 to 753 code for a protein of 195 amino acids. The transcript is spliced from 6 exons. Gene Ontology annotation, molecular function: GTP binding; GTPase activity. Gene Ontology annotation, biological process: small GTPase-mediated signal transduction. Lineage: Eukaryota; Metazoa; Mollusca; Bivalvia; Ostreida; Ostreidae. The record is from RefSeq and is a predicted model, not a curated record.